CCGGUCAAGCCCAUAUAUGUUGCGCCGCGGCACCCGAUGGUGCUGUGCCAUGGGUUGUACGGCUUUGACGUGCGAGGGCCGGAGAAGCUGCCGCUACUGCAGUUCCAUUACUGGCGCGGGAUUCGCGAGGCCCUGGAGCAGAUCGGGGCCAAGGUGGUCGUAGCCAAGGUGGCCAGCACGGGAGGCGUGCAUGAGCGCGCACAGCAAUUGGACACUUUGCUGAAGGGGCGGCUGGCCAAGCAGAAAGUGAACAUCGUCGGCCAUUCGAUGGGCGGGCUGGAUGCGCGCUACAUGAUCACACACGUGCGGCCCACGGACUAUGAGGUUAGUUCUCUAACAACAGUUUGCACGCCGCACCGCGGCUCGCCGUUUAUGGACUGGUGCCGCGACUAUCUGAGUCUGGGCUAUCGCUCGUCACAGCUGGUGAAGCUGACACGCACGUCAGUUGACGAGGGAGACUACUUGCAGCGCUCCGUGGCAUUGCUGCGCAUGGCGUACCGCCGCAUCAUGGCUACGCUAGACACGCCGGCGUAUGCAUGUCUGACGACUGACUACUGCAACCGAUUCUUUAAUCCUGCUACACCCGAUGUUGCUGGCAUCGAGUACCUGUCGUACGGCGCACAGAUGGAUACCGGCGAUGUUGCAGGCAAGGUAAACCCGCUGACCAUCCCACACGAUAUCAUUUAUCGGGCUGAGGGGCCGAAUGACGGGCUCGUGAGUCUCACCAGCGCACAGUGGGGCCAUUAUCUGGGAACCGUGACUGCGGAUCACUUUGACUUGACGAACCGGUGGCGAUUCAGUAACAUUGGCAAGGACUUUGUCGGCACGAUGGCUGACUGGGGGUCGCAGUGGGCGACAUGGCUCCGACGCAAAGAUGCCGAGGGGCGGGCGAGUAUAGAUGGUGCGGCGUCGGCAGCCAAGCGAUUCGAUGCCAUCGAGUUUUAUCUCAGGGUUGGCACCACUCUGUAUCAGCGCGGCUUCUAA
Messenger RNA from Linderina pennispora, 984 nucleotides. Its product is annotated as alpha/beta-hydrolase. The transcript has 4 exons. The annotation marks the transcript as partial. NCBI's taxonomy places the organism in Eukaryota, Fungi, Kickxellomycota, Kickxellomycetes, Kickxellales, Kickxellaceae. The record is from RefSeq and is a predicted model, not a curated record. Gene Ontology annotation, molecular function: triacylglycerol lipase activity.